Spinacia oleracea (spinach) is the source of this 1618-nucleotide messenger RNA. RefSeq names its product transcription factor bHLH18. NCBI's taxonomy places the organism in Eukaryota, Viridiplantae, Streptophyta, Magnoliopsida, Caryophyllales, Amaranthaceae. Bases 153 to 1169 code for a protein of 338 amino acids. The record is from RefSeq and is a predicted model, not a curated record. Gene Ontology annotation, molecular function: protein dimerization activity. The transcript is spliced from 4 exons.
UAAAACCCAGUUCACAUUUCAACUAAUCAGGCCACAAAAUUUCCAACAACAUUUGAAUAUUAGCUCACUUGUCCUUAAUUUUCUCCCUCUUGAUUCAUCAUCGUUUGGCAAGGUUUUGGUUGAGAAGCUCUGAUAAUAAUACGGAGGUUUCAAUGUUCACCGGCUUCACUGAUAUGGGAAUAAUGAAUAAUGAUCUUAGCUUCAUUCACCAUGAACUACAAGUCAACUCAUUUGAAGACCUAUUCAGCCCAUCACCACCACUACCGUACCAUGGUAGUUUUGAUCAGGCGGCUGAGAUGAAUUAUGAAGCUCAAAUUGGGUGCAAGAGAUCUGCACUACAGACUGAUCUGCAUCAUCACAAUCCCGUACUUGUCGAAAACCCCAAGAAACAGCUCAAGACAAACAACUGGAACUCUUAUCAACAGAUGAAUAAUCACGUAUUGAAUUCACAAGAAUACCAUGACUCUAAUUCCACCAUGUUAUCCUUCUCCAAUUCAUCCAACAGCUCUACCCAAACUUCAACCCUUAUUACCCCAAAACAAGAAACGGUUGUUAAUCAAGCUGUUUCAGUUGCUAAACAAAGUUGCAUUAUUGAGUCCCGCCCUCAAUUAGCUGCUAAGAAAAGUGCCAGCAUACCGCCUCAGCAAUCAUCUAUGGAUCAUAUUUUAGCUGAGAGGAAACGCCGGGAAAAGCUCAGCCAAAGGUUUAUUGCAUUAUCAGCCAUUAUUCCUGGUCUAAAGAAGAUGGACAAGGCUUCAGUACUCGGAGACGCAAUUAAGUACGUUAAACAAAUGCAAGAGAAAGUGAAGAAACUCGAGGAGGAUGCUAAAAAGAAGACAGUAGAAUCAGCAGUUUUAGUGAAAAGAUGUUAUGUUCCUGCAGAGGAUAAUCAUCAUUUUUCAACGGCUGAUGAUCCAUUCCCUGAAAUGGAAGUCAGAUUCUCUGAUAAAGAUGUUCUUAUAAGCAUUCACUGUGAAAAGAAGAAAGGACUUAUUGAAAAAGUGAUUUCUCAGAUUGAGGAACUCCAUUUAAAUGUAAUCAGUAGCAGUUCAUUAGCGUUCGGAGGCUCGGCACUUGCUGUAACAAUCACAGCUCAGAUGGGUUCUGAAUUCAGUACGACAGCAGAAAAUCUUGUCAGACAUUUACACACGACUCUCAGACAAUGUUGAUAUGAACAAAUUAGCUAGUGUGGAUUUAAUCUUCAAUCAUACAUGCAGUAUCAUAGUUUGAUUAGUUUCAAAGUCACAACCCAGUAGGCCUGGCCACCCUGCUCGUGCUCGUGCUCGUGCUCGUUGCUUCGUCGUUGGACAGUCCACCACCUCUCUGAUCAGCCCUAGCUUUUACACCUAGCUACAGCUUGUUUGCUCUUUGUGUUCAUUUUGCAGGAGGGUUUUUUCCAGACAGUUUUUUUUGCAUGGUUUUUCCUAGAUCGAUCACCAUGUUUCAAGUUAAUUACCCACCUGUUUCAAAUGACCUAGAGCUUUAUUUUAGCAUUUUUUUAAGGUGAUUCAUGUACCCUAUACAGUAUACACAUGUCCUUUGUUUUUUACCCUUAUUUUAGGGGAUUCGUCAUGUAUUAUAACUAUUGCAAUAGUAAUUAAGAAUCUUCAUCUCAAAA